Aspergillus wentii DTO 134E9 is the source of this 750-nucleotide messenger RNA. Its product is annotated as interferon alpha-inducible IFI6/IFI27 family protein. The record is from RefSeq and is a predicted model, not a curated record. Gene Ontology annotation, cellular component: membrane. The transcript has 4 exons. Lineage: Eukaryota; Fungi; Ascomycota; Eurotiomycetes; Eurotiales; Aspergillaceae. The coding region runs from base 1 to 750 and encodes 249 amino acids.
AUGUUUCGCAAAUUCUUACCCACCGAAGCAAUCACAAGCAGCUACAGCAAUGCCGCCGAGCGCCUACAACAAAUCAAAGCGCACAUCGCCCCAGUAGCGCAGGUCACUCAGCUCAAAGACGAUAUCAUCCAACAUGACUGGAAGAAUACACUAACAUCCGCCAAAAACAACAUCGUUCAGCAAGUCACCGAACAUCCCUACCAGACUGGCCUUAGUCUCGUGUGUAUUACAACACCACAAGCAGUAAGCGGGCCCAUCUUGAACUCUGUUGGAUUUGGAGCAGUGGGCCCGACUGCUGGUACCAUAGCAUCGCAGAUUCAUUCGUGGAUCGGAUCUCCUGUUGCAAGAGGAGGAUAUGCCAUUUUCACGAGCGCGGGUAUGGGAGGGUAUGGGACGCUAGCUGUUAAUGGUGUUAUUCGUGGGGUUGGGGCGGUUUUGGGUCAACGAGCAAAGCCCACCCUGGUUCGUAUCACCAAGUACAUCAAGCGACACCCAUUCAAGGCGACAGCUAUUGGGGUCAGCGUGCUAGCACCCGGUCUAGUCUCCGGUACUAUCUUAGGGCUUCUGGGAUUCAGCUCAGCAGGACCAGCGGCUGGGAGUGUGGCCGCAUUGGUUCAGUCGUCGAGCCCACCUGUUGCAGGGGGGAUAUUUGCUUGUCUGCAGAGUGCAGCGAUGGGUGGGUAUGGCGUGGCGGUUGUCUAUGGGUUGGUUAUGGCGAGUGCGGCAGCUUUGGGUUGGAUGGCACUUUGA